Durio zibethinus is the source of this 705-nucleotide messenger RNA. RefSeq lists its product as uncharacterized. Lineage: Eukaryota; Viridiplantae; Streptophyta; Magnoliopsida; Malvales; Malvaceae. Gene Ontology annotation, biological process: ubiquitin-dependent protein catabolic process. Gene Ontology annotation, cellular component: nucleus. Gene Ontology annotation, molecular function: ubiquitin protein ligase activity. The record is from RefSeq and is a predicted model, not a curated record.
UGGCCAAAAAGGAAAGUAUCCCUGAUACAAAGUCUCCGAUCAUGCAACGCCUUCAAAUCCAUCACAUGGAUUGACGACGAUUGUGCCCCUUGCGACAACUUGCUGUCACCGCCCCCACCGCAGCAAGGUCCAAAGUUGUCUAUCGGCGUUUUAUUUACAGUACAAAUAAGAAAGCUUGUUAGACUGUGUCCGCCAACGUCCGAAGAUUCGGCUAGAAAAGAGGGCAUAACCUUGAAGAAAGUCCGGUACUCGUGUAAUUAUUUCCAGCAUAUCCACGAACUUUUAGGAACACCCGGAAUUCCUCAAAGGUACAGAGGCGAAACAUAUGGGGAGUUCUGCCGUCAGACGAUUAAUUUAAAUUGUACUGGCCGCGUUGUUCGGAGCACUAAAGCUAAUAUUGUGGUGGAAGUCGACAUCGUCCGGGAGUUGGAGAUCCUCACGCUUUCGAAGGACGCGGAGGAUGGACGAUGUGCUGUCUGCUUGGAGGGUCUGACCUUCGGUUCCAAAAUCAUUCGUCUACCUUGCUUGCACAUCUUCCAUCGCGACUGCAUUGUCCAAUGGCUGUUCAAAAAACAAGAGUGUCCUCUCUGCCGCAUCCCUUUGCUGGGUCUUGAUUGUUAAUUUUGCAUUAAGGGCUUGUCCAACACAACCUUUCUUGCUGUUAGCACUGUAAACAAUCAUUGCGCAUUGCUUGUGUCUUGAACA